Molecule: messenger RNA, 4327 nt
Organism: Phyllopteryx taeniolatus (common seadragon)
Lineage: Eukaryota; Metazoa; Chordata; Actinopteri; Syngnathiformes; Syngnathidae
Product: zinc finger and SCAN domain-containing protein 21-like
Exons: 6
Coding region: 1-786 (261 amino acids)
Source: RefSeq, a predicted model, not a curated record
AUGACGUCACGUCUCCCCCAGAAGACGACGGCAAAUUCCGAAGCCUUCGGUCUAAAGGACCAAAUGGCGUUCCACGCACAGGGGGAAAAAGAGAAGUCUUUGUCGGUGAGACUCUUCAGGCUGGCUCCUACCGUCGCCGCUGUCGUCCGGUGCCGUGUUCGGUCGGCUGUGACAUUUUGUCACCGACAACAAGGGUUGACGGCGCCGGGGGCGGACGUUGUUAACCCGGGCCACGACCGAUCCGACGUCAGUGAAAAUCUUCAUCCGGAGCGGCAGCAGUCAGUGUCCCCUCACAACAAAGAGGGGGACGAAGAGUUCCUACACGUUACAGAUGAAGAGCAGGAGGAAAUCAUCAAGGUGCCAUCGACUGGUGUGCCUUUGAAGAGCGAAGAUGAAGGUCAAAGUGAGGAGAGACGAUGGGCGGAGCCUCCAAGCAGCAGCUCAAGUCAACACAUGACAACAGAAGGUGAUGGAGACCUCUGUGGAGGAUCACAAGCAGACGGCCUCUUGGCUCCGCUGUCAGAUAGUGACGACAUGACGUCGCACUCUCCUCACACUAAAGAUGACGAUGUUGAUGAACAGUCGGAAGGUGAUAUGACAGGUCACACGGCCAACAAACGCUGGAAAUGUUCGUUUGCUUCCAUGAGCAAUUUCAAGCAACACAAGAAAAUACACACAGGAGAAAAAGAUUUUGUCUGCUCAGUUUGUGGUCAAAGAUUCUCUGUGAAGGGAAGCCCGGUGAGAAACCUUUUGCUUGCUCAGCUUGUGGAAAAAGGUUCUCCGUAAAGGAAAACCUAAAAAAAACAUACAAGAACCCACACCGGUGAGAAACCUUUUUCCUGCUCAGCUUGUGGAAAAAGGUUCUCUCAUCAGUAUCUGGCUAAGAAUCACAAGUGUGUUGGGGAGAAGAGCAGUGAGCAAUGAAAGUUUCGCCUCUCAUCCGAGCAGGCUUCAUCAGUUCAUGGCGCAAAGCUGUAUUCCAUGUACCUUCUUAAAGAUGCCCUGUGGACAAGUGUUGAGAACUAGCACUCAUGCACUUGUCACAAUGCAUCUUUUUGGGCCUGUUUUGCGACACUUUGAGUUUCACCUGCGGCUCAUUAUGAGAGCCUGCAGCUGCAGGCUAAGGGGGAGGCAAGCGAAUAAGAGGUUUGCCAAAACCGUGGAGAAGGUCUUUCUGGGGAGCAAAGUGCUAGGACGGCCAGCGGGGCGACUGGCUGCAUGGACGAUGCAAGCCGGAAGAAGAGGACGCCGUAACAUAGUUCGUGUUCUAUGUCUGUAAUGGCCUGUGUGUAUUUUUCACUUCCAUGAACUAUCUUAGCUAUUUUAGUACAGUUUGCAGUAAUUGCAGCCAAUUGGUGGGAAAGGGGAGGUUUUGCGAGGGCAAGUGUUAAAUUUCCUUUUCCUGCCGAGAAGUUGCUGUUAGCACAAAGUGUUUAAUAAAGUUGACCUUGUCUACAUGGUGGCUCCGUGCGGUGGGUUCUCAGUCUCUGACUCCGGAACAGACACCGGUCAAAGGUGGCGGCAGCUUGACAACUAACCAACAGUAGGUACUAUUGAACCUCACGAAUGAGUCGUUCGUAAAUCGAGUAAAUUCUUGAGUAAAAUAUAUAUAUAUAAAUUAAUGAACGCCAAGUCAGAAUUUUUGCAUUCGAAUGAAAUGAGUCAAUGUACGUUUUUUUAUUCAGACGUGCUGGAAUGCCGUUGCUUACUUCCGCCACCACUUUGACUUACUGCACGUCGCUUCUGCGCAUUUACACAUUGUGGAUUCACCAAGAGAAUUAUGGGAGCUACUUCCGGUUUGAACCACUUGGCGGGAUGUUUACAUUGUAAGUGCCCGCGGUAAUCCACUUUGUGUGAGCGUUUUAGACGUAAACCAUGAUCGUCAGAAAACAUACAAUCCCACUUUCUACAAAUGGAGCGGGGUGGGAGGAUGAAAAAGUGGCCAGAGAUCACAUAAAACCUACAUAGCAUUUGUAGCUAGCUACUUUCUUAGCCGUCACUUCAGACGGCUAGGAGGCAUAAUCACUACCUCCUACACAUUUGCGCAAUGUAGUUUGUCCGAGUGGAGCUGCUGCGCUGUGACGUCAUCAUCAGGCGCGCAGGCCACCGAAGGACCCCGAGCCGAUCUCGCAGCCACCGCCUGAUUGGGUCCAGAAUCACGGGACUGUGGGAGAGCACCUCUUAUUCGUUCACACCCGGUCGACUUAGCGGAAAGUGUUGUGAUCGGCGUGUGAAAAUGUGCUCAAGAACAACAGCAGAGGACGAGGGGGAACAGCCUGGCCCAAAAGAGGAGGAGCCACAACGACAACUGCUGGACGCCGCUGCGUUCAAGCUGCAGCCUCGAAUUGUGCUACGCAGAGCAGACAUCACUGAAGAGCGGGAGGAGCCAGAGCCCCCUCACAUUAAAGAGGAAGUGGAGGACGAAGAGGUCCACUACAUCAAAGAGGAAGAGGAGGAGGAGGAUAUCAAGUUUCCAUCGACUGGUGGCCCUUUGAAGAGUGAAGAUGAAGGUCAAAUUGAGGCGAGCAGAGAGGCGGAGCCUCCAAGCCGAAGCGCAAGUCAACACAUGACAACAGAAGGUGAUGGAGACCACCGUGGAGGAUCACAAGCAGAUGGCCUCUUACCUCCACUGUCAGACAGUGACAGCAUAUCACAUUCUCCUCACACUGAUGAUGAUAAACAGUCUGAAGGUGAUAUGACAUGUCACGCUGACAACAAACAAUGGAAAUGUUCUCAGUGUGACAAACAAUUUGCGUAUAAGAGCAUUUUGAAAGAACAUUUGAGAACUCACACUGGAGAAAAACCUUUUUCCUGCUCAGUUGCUGGUCAAAGAGUCCCCGAAAAGAGAAAGUUAAAAAUACACAGAAGAGCACACACUGGUGAGAAACCUUUUUCCUGCACAGUUUGUGCUCAAAGAUUCUCUGUGAAGGGAAACUUAAAAAUACACACAAGAACCCACACUGGAGAGAAACCUUUUUCCUGCUCCGUUUGUGGUCAAAGAUUCACUCAGAAGGGAAACUUAAAAUUACACACAAGAACCCACACUGGUGAGAAACCUUUUUGCUGCUCAUUUUGUGGUCAACAAUUCUCUGGUAAGAGCAACUUAACAAUACACACGAGAACCCACACUGGUGAGAAACUUUUUUCCUGCUCAGCUUGUGGUCAAAGAUUCUCUGCGAAGGGAAACUUAAAAAUACACAGAAGAAUACAUACUGGUGAGAAACCCUUUUCCUGCACACUUUGUGCUCAAAGAUUCACUCGGAAGGGAGAUUUAACACAACACACGAGAACCCACACUGGUGAGAAACCUUUUUCCUGCUCGGUUUGUGGUCAAAGAUUCACUCAGAAGGGACACUUAAAAUUACACACAACAACACACACCGGUGACAAACCCUUUUCCUGCACAGUUUGUGCUCAAAGAUUCACUCGGAAGGAAAACCUAACACAACACACGAGAACCCACACCGGUGAGAAACUUUUUUCUUGCUCAGAUUGUGGUCAACGAUUCUCUUAUAAGUAUCAGGCUAAGACACACACGUGCAGUGAUCAAGAAGAUUUUCAUGCAAAUGGAAAUGUUGAAAGACGUAAUUGCGAUGUUACUGACUGACAAGUGGAACAUUUACAUCCUUGCAUUCUGUGUACCGGCUUUUAUUGUAUCCAAAUAUUUGAUAAAAGCCUCCGCCAGGCAAGUGUUGGAAGUUCGCACUGUUUAGCUUCGUUUGUAUGACUUUAAUGAUGACAUCCUAUUAAAUUCGCAAUUUUUCAGCACAUUACAGCAAGCUGUAUUUUUUCAUUUUUUUUUAUUUCCGGAGAAGUUGUCAUUUUGAAGGUGAGGGGAUUUCACCUGACAGCUACGAUAUAUAAAAUAUGACUAUAAUCCAUUAGUUUUCCCACACAAGCUAUACCAGUGCGAUGGAAAAGAGGCGUUUCAAAACCUAUUAUUUGAAAUGACUGCCAGUUUAAUUUUCUUGAAAUGAACUUGUUUGUGAAAUAUGGCCCAUCAAGACCCAUACUCCCUUGAAGCAAUGCGUGCAUUUUGUCCAAUGUUUUAGUGAUGUCAAUAUCCUUCCAUCCAUUUUCUGUACCGCUUUUCCUCACUGGGUUGCGGGCUCGCUGGAGCCGAUCCCAGCUAUCUUCGGGCGAGAGGACGGGUACACCCUGAACUGGUCGCCAGCCAAUUGCAGGAUGUCAAUAUCAAAUAAGUCAAUGAUUGACUUUUGGGGGAAACUAUAAAGUGUAUUUGUGAUCCUCAAUAAAACCCACGGAGGGUGACUCAAUUUGCUUGUCUAUCAAAUCCCUUUUCUCCAUUAAAAAGAACUGAAAUGUC